GCAAGGAUCAGGUUCUCCUUGUUCCUGGAUCAGGCUCUUUAUCUUAGAUCAGGCUACUGGUUUCUGAAUCAGGUACUAGUUUGGUGUAGCAGGCGGUGACGCUUGGAAUGCCCGGCUUAGCUCCGGCAGAAGCCAUGGUUUCGAAAUCAGCUAAAGAUGAGGUUUCCGUCAAGUCGAAGUUCAUGCGACGGCUAGCGGCGAGCGACGAAGAAACAAGGGACCAGGCGUUCGAGGUCUUGUCGCGAUGGCUGGUCGCUCGCAAGGAGAUCGCCGAAGACGACCUCCUUAAAAUCUGGAAAGGCCUCUUUUACUGCAUGUGGCAUUCCGACAAGCCGCCAGUUCAGGCGAAUCUUGCGGAACGAAUGUCGGGUAUCCUGAUCUCCCUCGAUCCCGACCUCGCGCUGCUUUUUCUACGAACCUUCUGGAAGACGAUGCGUCGGGAAUGGGGAGGAAUCGACUACCAUCGCCUGGACAAGUUUUACCUGCUCAUACGUCUGGUCAUGCGGAAUCUUCUCGAGUAUCUCAAGAAACGUGAAUGGGAGGAAGAGGUAGUUUCUGAGCUCGCAGCAUGCGUCAUGGAGCAGGGCCUUCUCGCUAAGGACAAACAUCGGGCUAUCGGCCUUGAACUCCAUAUACUUGAUAUUUUUAAUGAGGUUUUUAAAAAGGCGGGAGGGGGUGACGUCAGAGUGGUGAAGGCGGUUCUGCAGUUCUGUCGGCCCGUCGUGGGGGUGAUUCAAACGAAGGAGGACGGACGGCUGCACAAACGGGCUCUGACUUCCGUGUUUUCGGGCCUGGCGGAAUACCUACGGAACGAAGCGAAGGCGAACACGAACGACGAGUCCUACGUGGCAGCGCUUCUAGAUACGGCGAGUGAGAUGUCCGCUGAUAUCAAAGCAGCGCACGGCAAGGCGAAAGGAAAAAAGAAGGGAAUGCUCAGGAAAGGAGAGGCGAUUUUCGCGGCGCUGCUAAGUGAGCUGUCUGGCAGUGAUGCAGCAGGAGGAGGGGAACAAGGGGAGGAGGAAGACUGCGAGGAAGACAUGCAGGGUUUAGAGGAGGAAGAUGCUGACGCUGCUGGCGGAAAAGGCGAUUCUGAUGAUGGUGAAGAUGGGGAGAUGGAAGAGGGAGAGGAGGAGGGUGAGGCAGUAGAGGAUGGCGGGGAGAGAACUGGGGAGCAGGGUUCAGGGGAGGGUUCAGGGGAGGGUUUAGAAGAAGAGGAGGGCGGGGAAGCGGAGAAGGAGCAGCAGAAUGCCGAGAACGAGGAAGAGGAUGGCGAGGAGAAUGAUGAAGAGAGGGAGGAGGGCGAGGAGGGCGACGGUAGGCAAGUCUCGACCAGUGCAGAGGAGGAAACGAAUAGUGUGAAGGGUGCAGCUGAUGAGCAAUCGACGGCCCAAACGGGGGAGCAGCAAGGAGCAAAGCUGUCUGAAUCGACAACCAAGCGGAAGAGGCGGCAGCAGGAGCAGCAGCAGCAAGCGGAGGUCAGCGGCAAAGGCAAGAAACGUAAGGGUAAGAAGGAUGCUCCAAUGAAGGAGGAGGUGACAGCCCUGUCUUCUGCAGACACAGAGUCUGCGCUGGGGGAGGGGCAGCAGACGGUGCAGGGACAAGCAGCAGACGCCUCAGCAGCAGAUGCCUCAGCAGCAGGAACAGCAGAUGCUGCACCUGCAGCAGGUUCUGCUGCUGCUUCAACGGCCGGGGCAGCAUCAGGGUUGGUGCAUCCGAAGCUGUCCAUAAACGCCAAGGCUAAAGCAGCAGGCGCGGCAGAGGAGGAGGAGGAAGCAGACGGAUUCCGCACGCCAGAGAAGGACAUCAUUGACGCCUUCGGUUUCGAAUUCCCCCAGGAGCUUGCUGCUGCAGCGGGGAGCGUGGGCGCCAGAAUCAUGGCUGCUGGUGAAGCCGCCGCCGCCGCAGCAGCAGCCGGAACAGAAGCAGCAGCAGGCACAGAAGCAGGAGGCGUUGGCAGCAGGGGUCCAGGGACUCGAUCCAGGGACGGGAGGACAGACGCCGCUGCAGUGGGCGUGCAGUCAGCCCCGGCGGGAGGAAAGGCCGGCGCCGGCAAGCGUCAAAAGAAGGUGAAAUUCGUGCUGAGCCGCAACCUGGAAAUGGCCAAGGGAGGGCCGGUGCCCCCCCCUGCAGUGCGCACUCCGCCUGCUUCCCGCCCAAAGGGCCCAGCGCUGAAGUCCGGGACGAAGCCCGGGCCCAUCAACAUGCGCAUGCUCAUGGCCACUGCUGAUACCAGCCCGUCGCAGAUGACCGCUUCGGGCAGGAAAAAGGUGGAUAAAGCUGCCCGCUCGCCUGCCAAGUCCCAUUCUCCUGUUUCCCUGCGCCUGGCUAACUUCCUGCAGUAGGCGUAGUGGUGCUAGGUGUGCGCACGCCUCCAUCUUCCUGCCCUAGCGGGUCAGUGCAGGGAAGGCCGGGACGAAGCCCAGGCACAUCAAUAUUCGCAUGCUAAGGGCCACUGCUGAUACGAGCCCAUCGCAGAUGACUGCUUCUGGAAUGAAGGUGGUGGAAAAAGCUGCCCGCUCGCCCGCCAAGUCCCCGACUGCUGUGUCGCUGCGUCUGGCUAACUUCCUGCAGUUAGUGCUGUUAGGUGUGCGGAAGGAGGCCACGCAGCCUGGCUUUCAUGCUGCAGUGCUACUGGUACCACCAGGGUUGGACUGGGGUGGGCACAGAGGGCAAUCGGUCCUACCGUAUCCAUUUUGUGAUGUGCUCAUUUUGUUGGCAUGGCAUAGAGGAUGAUACUAGGGACAUGGAAUUUCGGUUGUUGUCUUAGCCAGACUAGUGCGGUGCGGCACUGUCGAGAUGCUGAACUAUGACCAGCCGUUAUGAGAUGACAGCCCA
Messenger RNA from Closterium sp. NIES-67, 2835 nucleotides. Lineage: Eukaryota; Viridiplantae; Streptophyta; Zygnematophyceae; Desmidiales; Closteriaceae. The record is from the annotation of a GenBank genome assembly.